CCUCGUAACUUCCAACCCCAAACCCAUAAACCAUUCUCCUGAUGAUGAUCAGGUUCAAGAUGAACUUCAUAGAUGGCCUACUCCUAACGAGGUAAUUAAUGAAAGAGAAAGAGAAAGAGAAAAAGAAAAUAUUAAAAAAAAUCCAACCAGCUUUAUAUCAUUUUUUUGUGAUUGAAAAUUAAAUGAAGUUGCAAGUUACUAUCUGCAUAGUCACAUCACAUGAUGAAAAACAAAUCAUGCCAGUUUAUGAUCAGCAUGCCUUUGAUAAUAACCAUUUGUCUUUUUCUUUUGUUUUGUUUUGCUGCAUUCAGUUCUUAGCAGAAAUGAAGGCCAUAGGGAAGAUAUCAGGGCCAACAGCCAUCACGGGUUUACUCUUAUAUUCUAGAGCCAUGAUCUCCAUGCUUUUCCUUGGCUACCUCGGUGAGAUGGAACUAGCAGGUGGCUCUCUCUCCAUCGGUUUUGCCAACAUCACCGGUUACUCUGUGAUCUCUGGAUUAGCCAUGGGAAUGGAACCCAUUUGUGGACAAGCCUAUGGAGCAAAACAAUGGAAGAUACUAGGCUUGACCCUCCAAAGAACCGUCCUUCUCCUCCUCUGCACGUCCAUUCCCAUCUCAUUUCUAUGGCUCAACAUGAAGAGUAUCCUCUUGUGGUGUGGCCAAGACCAAGAGAUAUCAUCAGUGGCACAAACUUUCAUUCUCUUCUCCAUCCCUGACCUCUUCUUCCUCUCACUCCUCCACCCUCUACGCAUCUACCUAAGGACUCAAACAAUCACAUUGCCACUCACAUAUUGCUCAGCCAUAUCUGUUCUCCUCCAUGUGCCUCUCAAUUUCCUCCUAGUCGUUCACUUCAAAAUGGGCAUAGCAGGGGUAGCCACAGCAAUGGUUUGGACCAACCUCAACCUCUUCCUCUUCCUCUUUUCCUUUGUUUAUUUCUCGGGUGUGUACAAGGACUCGUGGGUUUCUCCGAGCAUGGACUGUUUAAAGGGUUGGUCUUCUUUACUUGCACUUGCGGUUCCAACCUGUGUUUCGGUUUGUCUAGAGUGGUGGUGGUACGAGCUCAUGAUAAUUCUGUGUGGACUUUUGGUCAACCCGAAAGCGACCAUUGCUUCAAUGGGAAUCCUUAUCCAAACAACAUCUUUGGUCUAUGUGUUCCCAUCAUCUCUCAGCCUCGGUGUGUCCACGAGAGUGGGAAAUGAGUUAGGUGCAAACAACCCCUCCAAAGCUCGCAUUUCCAUGAUAGUGUCACUCUUUUGUGCUGUCGCUUUAGGCAUCUCAGCCAUGCUUUUCACCACCUUAAUGAGGCACCAAUGGGGCAGGUUCUUCACCACUGGCCAAGAGAUUCUUAACCUCACUGCCAUAGCUUUGCCAAUUGUUGGCCUUUGUGAGCUCGGAAACUGCCCUCAAACCACUGGUUGUGGAGUUCUUAGGGGCAGUGCUAGACCCACCAUUGGUGCAAAUAUCAACUUGGGCUCCUUUUAUUUGGUGGGUAUGCCCGUCGCUGUUCUUCUUGGAUUUGUCGCCAAAUUGGGGUUUGCCGGGCUUUGGCUUGGGUUGCUUGCAGCCCAAGCCUCUUGUGCUUCUCUCAUGUUAUUUGUUCUCUCAACCACUGAUUGGAAUGCUCAGGUACAAAGAGCAAAGGAACUCACUAAAACUUCUAUUACUAGUGCUAGUGCUGCUUCUACCAUGUUACCCACAUUCACUCAAACAGAAUGCAACAACAAUCAUCAUCAUGCUUGUCUUCAGGAGAUUGUAGUCACGGAUGAGGAGCUUACCAAGACAACCUCCCUUGAAACCGACCCUCUCAUCGUACCCACCGCCAAACACAAUAUAAAUUAAUUAACCAAUUAAUUAAGUUCCUAUUCCUUGGGGAGAAUCCAAAUGAGAUUGGCUUGUACUGUAGGAAAUACAAGAUUUUCCCCCUAGUUUUCCCACAAUGAUUAUCUUUUUUUUAACUUUUUCUAGGUAGUUGCGUUAGUAAUAAGAACUCCGUUAAACUCGGUUUUUAUGUAAAGCGUUAAGAGGAUAUCCAUUGUUAUAUUUUAGUACAUUAAGAUUACAGUAUAUUUUUAAAUUAUAAUCUUCAUGGACAAGUUUACGUGUUAAUUAAUUACUACAGAUGGGAGAAAAAAUAAAAUAAAGAAAGAAUGCGUCUUUUAUUGCUUUUCCUGAGGACCAUUCAGCUGUCGCUUGUUUUUGAAGGAAAACAAAAGCGGUUUCUGCCUAACUUUCGCGUUGUUCCCUUCCCCAAAGGGCAAAACUCUUGACUGUCUAAAAAUGGAAAAUAAGACCCUCAAAACUGAGCCUAACCCAUAUAUAUAAACUCACUUCCAUUUCAUUUCAUUUCUUAGUGUCAUAUUCUUCUUCCUCUUUUUAACAAUAAUUUAUUUUAAAACAAAUGAAAUGAAGGGGAAAAAAUCUCCUUUACUAAACGCUCCCAAUCAUAGUGUGAUAAUGAUAGUUAUAAACUAUGGUUGCCCAUGACUUGAUUAUUUACAUAUAACCCUAAAGUUGGUGGAUCUAACUCUAAUUGCACAUUCCCUUAAUCAUUGUCGUACAAUUCCGUAAUGUGCGUAUGAUACAAUGAAAAUUGGUCCCAUGACAGUGUAUGUAUUAUUUAACUUUCCAAUUUUUUCUCAACCCUCCACUGUACAUGAUUGAAUGACGCAUGUCUGUAUGCGAGAAACAUUACAUUUAGGAAAUUAUAUGUUUUUGUAAUGUUUUUCAUCUCACGAUGCACAUAUGGCAGAAUGAUUAGUGGUGGACGAGUUGUGACAGUAGCAAUGAAAAACGGGUAGAAAGAUAUGCUUCUUAAUGCCCUUUUCCAUAGUGUCUGUACGACAAAUAAAGGAAGGACGAGCAAGGAAACAAACAUACACACAGACCAUGACGCCAAAAGACAAUAAAUAAAUAAAUAACUAAAUAAAACUGAAGAUAUUAAUUUCAAUCAUGUGUCAAAAUAUUCAUAGAAUAUGCAUUUUCAACGGUUUAAGCUUUUAAACAACGUUUAGAGUAACUUAUUUAAAGAGUUUCUAAUGUUAUAUAUAC
Molecule: messenger RNA, 3044 nt
Organism: Abrus precatorius (Indian licorice)
Lineage: Eukaryota; Viridiplantae; Streptophyta; Magnoliopsida; Fabales; Fabaceae
Product: protein DETOXIFICATION 48-like
Exons: 1
Coding region: 183-1835 (550 amino acids)
Biological process (GO): xenobiotic detoxification by transmembrane export across the plasma membrane
Cellular component (GO): membrane
Molecular function (GO): antiporter activity; xenobiotic transmembrane transporter activity
Source: RefSeq, a predicted model, not a curated record